AAUGAAAAAGGCAUUAUUGGCGAAUGUGUAUCAUUAAGAGCAUAGCCGUCGAAGAAUCGACUUCUCGACUUCUAUGUAAAAUUUUCCCGAGAUUUUCAUACUUCUUGUUAUUAAGUGUAUAAUUGUACCGAAAAAUAUAUGAUGGCGUUGACCGUUCUGGAAGAUUCAGUGCAACGGAGUGUGCUGCGGUGGAUUCGAACCUUUUAUAUACUCUGUAAUCUCAUAUUAGCCUUUUUAGGAAUAGGAGGACUAGCCCUGGCUAUUAUCAGCAAAAUAAACAUGUUCGGUGAGCUGACACUGUUGCAUCAUUAUCAGAACAUAGAAGUCGAUAUUUUUUUGGCCUGCUCAACUAUACUGAUUGUGAUCGGUUGCCUUGGUAUUUUUGCGGGUUCGAGAAAUUGCUAUAAAUUAAUGCUGACAAAUGGUUUACUGCUAGGUGCCUUUCUAAUAUGCACUAUUGCUUAUAUUGUUACGACGAACAUAAUCACGGAUUAUAAAAAUAUUUUGCUUCGACAAAUGAGCAAAGAUAUGAAUAAUUACAAAAAAAACAUCGUUGAUAAACUACAUGUUAAGCUUUCUUGUUGCGGACUCCAUGAUAUCACUACAUGGAAUGCAAAUAAUAUUCCUACAUCUUGUUGCCGAAACAUUAAAACGAAAUGCGUCUUAGGUUCCCCUUAUUUGAAAACUAAUGGCUGCUUUGAAGAAUUUAUUCGUAUGUCGCGUUAUUACGUUUGGCUUUUCUACUCCGUUUUCACAUCCGUUGGGCUUAUUGAGAUUUUCGGGAUCAUGUUGUCAUAUCUGCAAUGUGGCAUCAUUAAAGAUACUCAAAAAAAGAAAUGUGCGACGGAUGAUUUGAAAAUUCCAAGGCCUCAAAUGACAUCUGUUCAUGUCGAAAAAGAGACUCAGGUGAGCGAAGAAGAAAAGGGAGAAGAAAAGGAAGAAAAAGGGAAGGGUGAAGAAGAAAAGGGAACAAAAAAGGAGGAAGAAGAUAAAGAGGAAAAGGAAAAAGAAGAGUCGAACAAGGAAAAUAAUGCUAAAGAGACGAAACAAAAGACAUCGGAUAAUCAAGAUAUUGUACUUGAACAUGUUAAUAUCAAUGAAAUUUUUGAUGCCUAG
Molecule: messenger RNA, 1116 nt
Organism: Harpegnathos saltator (Jerdon's jumping ant)
Lineage: Eukaryota; Metazoa; Arthropoda; Insecta; Hymenoptera; Formicidae
Product: CD63 antigen-like
Exons: 5
Coding region: 139-1116 (325 amino acids)
Cellular component (GO): membrane
Source: RefSeq, a predicted model, not a curated record